AUGGAGCCCAACUUUGAAGAGUUCCCUGAUGCAAUGCCUUUGUAUAAACAAAAUAAACAGCAAGAAAAAAAUAAGGAUAAAGUGCCUGCUAAUGAGAAAAAUGGAAAUUAUUAUAAAGAUAUAAAACAAUCUCAAGCCCACACUGAAACAUCUACUACAAAAACCACUGAAAACCUUACUGAAAAACCCACUGAAGAAUACACUACUAAAGAACCCCUUGAAGACCAUGACAAUCAUUUUCAAAAACCAAACAGGGGUCAAAAUGAGCCUGAAUUUUGGACAAAUUUAGAGAAAGCUUUAAAUGAAACAUCAACAAGGGAGGAGCACAGAGAAGAAAAAGACCAAUUAUUUAAUCCAAUUCCAAACUCUGAUCUGGACUUGGUGAACAAAGAAACAGUAAGCGACCUAGAGGAUAUCAAGUUAAAAUUAAUGCUAGGCAUCUCAUUGAUGAGCCUCUUCCUUUUCCUCACCCUCUUGACAUUCGGUUGUGCCACAUUGUACAAGCUGAGGCAGCUUUCUAAACAAAAAUGUGAGAGUCAAUACUCCAUUAACCCCGAGCUGGCAGAGAUGUCUUACUUUCAUCCAUCAGAAGGAAUAUCAGACACAUCUUUUUCUAAGAGCACAGAGAACAGCAUGUUUUGGGCUAACAAUUCUUCAGAAUUUAGAAAAUCAGGGAUACGAAAGUCAAACUCUAGAAAUACGGCAGAUAUGACUUCCACAAGCUUGGAUGAAGGGUCAUAUAUCAAUGAGGAUGUGAAUGAAGAAAUCCCUCCUUAA
This is a messenger RNA of Orycteropus afer afer, 777 nucleotides long. It is a transcript of the gene EQTN, whose product is annotated as equatorin. The transcript is spliced from 7 exons. Gene Ontology annotation, biological process: acrosomal vesicle exocytosis; fusion of sperm to egg plasma membrane involved in single fertilization; endocytosis. Lineage: Eukaryota; Metazoa; Chordata; Mammalia; Tubulidentata; Orycteropodidae. Gene Ontology annotation, cellular component: plasma membrane. The coding region runs from base 1 to 777 and encodes 258 amino acids. The record is from RefSeq and is a predicted model, not a curated record.